Messenger RNA from Acanthosepion pharaonis, 582 nucleotides. The record is from the annotation of a GenBank genome assembly. Lineage: Eukaryota; Metazoa; Mollusca; Cephalopoda; Sepiida; Sepiidae.
AUGUCGCUACGCUUUCCUCACCCAUCACCAGACGCCUCCAGCCUUCCUUCACCACCGGAGAUACCGAAUGACUCCUACCAACCCAUUGACCUCACCUUUCAUCUCCUAUUCUAUCUAUCUAUCUAUCUAUCUAUCUAUCUAUCUAUCUAUCUAUCUAUCUAUCUGUAUUCUGUGCGGUUACCGAUUUUUUCUCACUUUUCUUUUUGGGUUGUGGUUCUGGAUUUUGUCCCGGGCAAGCAUUCAACAAAUGCUCUGCGGCUCCACAACACCAACAAAGUGGUCGACGGCCCUCAACAACAACAUAAAUUAGUCUUCCUUCCCACAUUAAUGUCUCAUCAAAACACUCCGAAGCGACCCGCGGAUGCCCAUCCCCUGCCCAAUCCGAAGGGGCCACCUCAGCGGGCGAGGCAACGGGAGACUAGGGUUCCACCACGGAGCCGACGCAUCCUCGCUACUGGACACAACCCAAGAAAUGCAAACAAAACGAGGAACCCAACAACAACAGAUAAAAAAGACGAUGGCAAACAAAAACGACACCCUCUUCACAGAAUAUACAUUGAAACUUUCAACAAACUGACGUGA